This is a messenger RNA of Neogale vison (American mink), 1892 nucleotides long. It is a transcript of the gene MAZ, whose product is annotated as MYC associated zinc finger protein. Gene Ontology annotation, biological process: regulation of transcription by RNA polymerase II. Bases 50 to 1486 code for a protein of 478 amino acids. Gene Ontology annotation, cellular component: nucleus. Gene Ontology annotation, molecular function: RNA polymerase II cis-regulatory region sequence-specific DNA binding; DNA-binding transcription activator activity, RNA polymerase II-specific. Lineage: Eukaryota; Metazoa; Chordata; Mammalia; Carnivora; Mustelidae. The record is from RefSeq and is a predicted model, not a curated record. The transcript has 5 exons.
GCGCCCCCGGCCCCCGCUGAGCCCCGGGGGCCCCGCCGUGGCCGAGGCCAUGUUCCCCGUGUUCCCUUGCACGCUGCUGGCCCCCCCCUUCCCCGUGCUGGGCCUGGACUCCCGGGGGGUGGGCGGCCUCAUGAACUCCUUCCCGCCACCUCAGGGUCACGCCCAGAACCCCCUGCAGGUCGGGGCUGAGCUCCAGUCCCGCUUCUUUGCCUCCCAGGGCUGCGCCCAGAGUCCAUUCCAGGCCGCGCCGGCGCCCCCACCCACGCCCCAGCCCCCGGCGGCCGAGCCCCUCCAGGUGGACUUGCUCCCGGUUCUCGCCGCCGCCCAGGAGUCCGCCGCCGCCGCGGCCGCCGCCGCCGCUGCCGCCGCCGCCGCCGCCGUCGCUGCUGCGCCCCCGGCCCCGGCCGCCGCCUCCACAGUGGACACAGCGGCUCUAAAGCAGCCGCCGGCGCCCCCGCCGCCGCCCCCGCCGGUGUCGGCGCCCGCGGCCGAGGCCGCGCCCCCUGUUUCUGCCGCCAACAUCGCCGCAGCCGCGGCCACCGCCGUCGUAGCCCCAACCUCGACGGUCGCCGUGGCCCCGGUCGCCUCUGCCUUGGAGAAGAAAACAAAGAGCAAGGGGCCCUACAUCUGCGCUCUGUGCGCCAAGGAGUUCAAGAACGGCUACAAUCUCCGGAGGCACGAGGCCAUCCACACGGGAGCCAAGGCCGGCCGGGUCCCCUCGGGUGCUAUGAAGAUGCCCACCAUGGUGCCCCUGAGCCUCCUGAGCGUGCCCCAGCUGAGCGGCGCCGGCGGGGGAGGGGGCGAAGCGGGUGCGGGCGGCGGAGCGGCCGCCGUGGCCGCGGGCGGCGUGGUCACCACCACCGCCUCGGGCAAGCGCAUCCGGAAGAACCACGCCUGCGAGAUGUGCGGCAAGGCCUUCCGCGACGUGUACCACCUGAACCGACACAAGCUGUCGCACUCGGACGAGAAGCCCUACCAGUGCCCCGUGUGCCAGCAGCGCUUCAAGCGCAAGGACCGCAUGAGCUACCACGUGCGCUCACAUGACGGCGCUGUGCACAAGCCCUACAACUGCUCCCACUGUGGCAAGAGCUUCUCCCGGCCGGAUCACCUCAACAGUCACGUCAGACAAGUGCACUCAACAGAACGGCCCUUCAAGUGCGAGAAAUGUGAGGCAGCUUUUGCUACGAAGGACCGACUGCGGGCGCACACAGUGCGACACGAGGAGAAGGUGCCGUGUCACGUGUGUGGCAAGAUGCUGAGCUCGGCUUACAUUUCGGACCACAUGAAGGUGCACAGCCAGGGCCCUCACCAUGUCUGUGAGCUCUGCAACAAAGGUACCGGUGAGGUCUGUCCUAUGGCGGCGGCGGCGGCGGCGGCAGCGGCGGCGGCGGCAGCAGUGGCAGCCCCCCCCACAGCUGUGGGCUCCCUCUCGGGGGCUGAGGGGGUGCCUGUGAGCUCUCAGCCACUUCCCUCCCAGCCCUGGUGAGCUCCAAGUUGGUGGUCGGGAGAGUGGAAAGUGGAGGAAAGUCCCUUGGUACCGUCUCCUCUUCCCCCCUCUCUUCCUGCCAACUCCUCACUGCUUCCCCACCAACCAAGGAGCCUCCAGAAGGAAAGGAGGAAGAGGUGUUUCUUAGGGGAAUUCGCUAGGUUUUAACGAUUUGUUUCUCCUGCUCCUGUCUUCUCCCUAUCAGACCUGACCCCACACACACCUGUCCCCUUGGUUGUGUUGAAGCCCCCUGGACAGUGGGCAGGGGUGGCAGAGGACAGGAGCGGCCACUGCCCUCACCCCUUCUCCUCUCUGUAACCCCCUGCCCUGCCCUUACAGGGAUCUGUGAGCCUUCUCCUUGAUGGUCCUUGCGCUCCUCCUUCCACGGCCCCCAUACUGUCUGCUG